GGAGGGAGCGAGGAAUCACAACAGAGCAGCAGCAGCAGCGUUGACACUUGUGUUUUGAGCCACUGAAACACACUGUUGCUUGUUUUCUUUCUGUCGCCACCGAGAACGGACAUGUCACGAAAACCCAAAGAUGAAUACUACCGUUUCUUUACCGUUACCGACCCGCGCACACACGAGAAGGGACACACCGAGUACAAAGUGACAGCGAGGUUUGUGUCCAAGCGCCAUCCGGAAGACGUGAAGGAGGUGGUGGUGUGGAGGAGGUUCUCCGAGCUGAAGAAGCUCCACGGGGAGCUGGCCUACACUCACAGGAACCUGUUCAGACGACAGGAGGAGUUUCCGUCUUUUCCCCGCGCGCAAGUGUUUGGGAGGUUUGAGGAGGCCGUGAUUGAAGAAAGGAGGAAUGCUACCGAGGCCAUGCUUCUGUUUACUACCAACAUACCUGCACUCUACAACAGUCCACAGCUCAAGGACUUCUUCAGGAGUGGUGAAGUCACGAGGCCUCUGGACACCCCCCCUCUGUCCUCUGCCGGGCCUCUGCCUCCCCCGCUCAUCCCCCUCCCCAAGCGGAGGGACUCUGACUGUGAACCAGCAGAGGAGGAGGUUGGGAGGGAGGCUCCCACUUUACCCCAGGACCUGGGCACCAACGUGGGCUUAGACGUGGGAGAACCGGAGGUGGCAGCUGAGGCUUACAGCGAGAUGGGAGGCUCUCCGAGAGACGAAGAAGAAGAAGAAGAAGAAGAAGAAGAGGAGGAGCUUAGCGAUGCAGAGCUGGAUGACAGAGUUCCGUCUCCUGACCAAUACCCAGCCAGAGACCGCCAAUCACAAGAGUCCCAGGAAGAAUUUGAUUCACUGUUUGACUCCGGGACAGAAGAGCAAGUCCCAUCCCCUAAAGAGGAAGGUCCACCUCCUCUGACCGAUAAUGACUUGGCUGUCUUUGAUCCCUGCUACAAACAAGAUAAAUCCGUUUCCUCCAGUGACCACUCAGAAUUGUUCUCGCUGCCGCCCACCAGUCUGGACGGAGCGGACGUGGGUUACUUAAACCAAGCUGCCGCUGAGCUGACAGCUGCAAUGCGGAGGGAGAAGGAGGGAGAGUUUAGUUCUGCCAUUCGUGCAUACAGGACGGCGGUGGAUAUCCUGAUCACUGGAGUACAGGGAGACCAAGAUCCGAUACGCAGGGAGUCUGUGAUGAGAAGGACGGCCCAGUAUUUAAAGCACACGGAGAUGUUGGUCGACAGGCACUCCUCGCCCACACACACACAUACACAGGACCCUUAGAUGCACACACGCACGUUUUUUUAUACACACUGUUCACACACAUGAAGACAGCUCAAAGACAAAGAAGCUCAGGGUCGUGACAUACCAACACACACACACUCCUGAGGUACACACUACACAGCAGACUGCUACUUCAGUUGCCUUUGUGUAGUGAAAAAUGUGUGAUUUGCUAAAAUAUAAAUAUAAAGAAACUGUAAACGGAAAUGGAUAAAUAAUGCUUCAUCUCUUUCUCUUGUGUGAUUCUUACCCUCCUUUUAUAAUGUUUUCUUGUUAAAUACAGUUUGCUUUUUGCACAAACAAUGUUAUGAUUAAUAAAUAAGAUUUUAAUUUAAGUCUGUAAGAUUUCUGUUUUCUUUUUCAUCAUCAGAUGGUCAAAAUAAGUGUCGAAUGUUUCUGUAGUUCACGGCGGCUGCUCAACAGUAUCAGAAGAGUUGCAGGUCUGAAGGUUUGCAGUAGCGAGGCGGUACCU
This is a messenger RNA of Anarrhichthys ocellatus (wolf-eel), 1747 nucleotides long. It is a transcript of the gene snx15, whose product is annotated as sorting nexin 15. The coding region runs from base 112 to 1278 and encodes 388 amino acids. Gene Ontology annotation, molecular function: phosphatidylinositol binding. The transcript is spliced from 7 exons. The record is from RefSeq and is a predicted model, not a curated record. Lineage: Eukaryota; Metazoa; Chordata; Actinopteri; Perciformes; Anarhichadidae.